AUGGCCUGCUGGCAUCUGGCCCUCCUUCUGACUGGGGCCCUCCUGUCCGUCUCUCAGCCAGGCUUGGCCCAGCCAGAUGCACUGCUGGUCUUCCCAGGCCAGGUGGCCCAACUCUCCUGCAUGCUCAGCCCCCACCAUGCCACUGUCGGGGAGUAUGGCGUGUCUUGGUAUCAGCAACAGGCAGGCAGUGCCCCCCGAUACCUCCUCUACUACCGCUCAGAGGACGACUACCACCGGCCGCCUGACAUUCCUGCCCGCUUCUCGGCAGCCACAGACGCCGCCCACAAUGCCUGCAUCCUGACCAUCAGCCCCGUGCAGCCUGAGGACGACGCAGAUUAUUACUGCUCUGUGGGUUACACAUCCUAGGGGUGGAGUGUAGGAUGAGUGCCUCUCGUCUGCCUCUCAUUUCUGCACUCUGACCUUGGGCCCCCCCUCUUUCUUCAAACCUUGAUAUUGCUCCUCUGUAAAAUGGGUUAAUAAUAUUAAACCUGUAAAAAAU
Molecule: messenger RNA, 499 nt
Organism: Odobenus rosmarus divergens (Pacific walrus)
Lineage: Eukaryota; Metazoa; Chordata; Mammalia; Carnivora; Odobenidae
Gene: VPREB3
Product: pre-B lymphocyte 3
Exons: 2
Coding region: 1-366 (121 amino acids)
Biological process (GO): immunoglobulin production; immune response
Source: RefSeq, a predicted model, not a curated record